Messenger RNA from Trichoplusia ni (cabbage looper), 960 nucleotides. RefSeq names its product iron-sulfur cluster co-chaperone protein HscB, mitochondrial (gene Hsc20). Gene Ontology annotation, biological process: protein complex oligomerization; [2Fe-2S] cluster assembly. The record is from RefSeq and is a predicted model, not a curated record. The transcript is spliced from 3 exons. Gene Ontology annotation, cellular component: mitochondrion. Gene Ontology annotation, molecular function: protein-folding chaperone binding; ATPase activator activity. Bases 175 to 837 code for a protein of 220 amino acids. Lineage: Eukaryota; Metazoa; Arthropoda; Insecta; Lepidoptera; Noctuidae.
GUCUCAACGUCAAUUUGCUCGAAAAAUACGGAAGACUUUUGGCAUGUAAAAUAAAAAUUAAAGACGUUAGACCAUAGUUGUGUACAUUUCACGACCUCGCUGAAUAUUUCAUAAUACAUCACAACAAUUUCAAGGCCCGUGCUAGUACGGAAGGAGUAUUUUAACCUCAAAAUCAUGAGUAUAAGGAGUCUGUUAUUCAACGAUGUUAUAAAAAAGUCUAUUUACAAACAGCAUCGACUUUUUUCGUGUUGGUCUUGUGGGAAGGAUGUUCAGAGGGUGGUCCCUGCGUUGUUCUGCGGCCACUGCAAUGCUAUACAGCACCCUAUGAAAGGGGAGAACUAUUUUAAACUGAUGGGAGUAAGUGAGUCAUACGACCUGGAUGAAAAUGUAUUGGCGAAGAAGUAUAAGGAAUUACAGAGAUAUUUGCAUCCGGAUAAAUUCGCUAGUAGAGCGAAACAAGAACAGGAAAUAUCAGAGAGAUAUUCUUCCCUUGUGAAUGAAGCCUACAAGACAUUGUUAGAACCAUUAACUAGAGGUAUAUACAUGCUGCGUCUAAGAGGCAAAGACAUUCCGGAGAACACAGAAGUUGACCAACAAUUCCUCAUGGAGAUUAUGGAGAAGAAUGAAGAAGUAGAAAGCGCUGAAUCCGAAGAAGAAAUCAUGGCCUUAAACAAAGAAAACAAAGCCAAAAUAAAAAAGCUACAAAAGCAAGUAUCCACAGCGUUUUUUGAGGGGGAUUUAAAAAGAGUUAUCAAAUUAUUAGGUAUCAUGAAAUAUUAUACAAGCAUAGACAAUCAGAUACAGACGUCGAUUCGAAGCAAAGGAAUUAUACGAUAAAGCCAUUGAUCUGAUGACAAUUAAAAAAGACAAAUUGAUUGUAAAAUGUUUGUAAAUAAUUAUUGAUAGUUUAUUUGUUGUGAUAAGUUUUGAGCGAAAAUUAUAUAUCGUUAUUGCAGUUUA